Messenger RNA from Hirsutella rhossiliensis, 270 nucleotides. RefSeq lists its product as uncharacterized. The transcript has a single exon. Lineage: Eukaryota; Fungi; Ascomycota; Sordariomycetes; Hypocreales; Ophiocordycipitaceae. The record is from RefSeq and is a predicted model, not a curated record. The coding region runs from base 1 to 270 and encodes 89 amino acids.
AUGGCUGCGCCAUCAGGCUACAGCCCCAACGCCAGAGUCUUCAACGACGAGAUGCCGGACGCUCCGCACGCUGUGCACACGGAUGGGCUGCUAGGGCGCCGCCCAGACGCGGCCGGCCAAUGGCGUGGCCGGACCCGAGAGGGUAGCUUCGAGAGGGGUUGCGAGGCUUGCGAUGCUGAGACGGGACGCCCACGCCACAGCUACACGGUCCUGGAGCGGCGAAACGGCCUAGUUUCGAGGGCUGUUUCUCUCGUCAAUGCUGUCAUGUGA